This is a messenger RNA of Paramecium octaurelia, 665 nucleotides long. NCBI's taxonomy places the organism in Eukaryota, Ciliophora, Oligohymenophorea, Peniculida, Parameciidae. The record is from the annotation of a GenBank genome assembly.
AUGAUGGCUUAAUUAUAACAGAAAUUAUUAGAAAUAAUCGAAAAUCUCAUUAACAAUCCAAUAUCACUAGAAUUCGUAGAUCCCUAUGAUGACGAAGAUUAUAACAAAGUCAUUUUCAACAAAAUGGAUUUGUACAUUAAAUUCUUAUUCUUAGAACAACAAUAAAAAAAAAGCUAGAGUCCAAUAAAUAUUUGAAUCACACUGAAUUCUUUAAGGAUCUAGACUUAGUCUGGAGGAAUUGCUAGUUAUAUAACUAAAAGGGUAACAAUUCUCACUAUUGAAAAUAAUAGGAUCUAUAAUUUUUAAAUAAUCAAUGUAUUUGGAAUAGCAAUGCAAAAGUUUAUAGAAGGUCAUUGAAGACGACUUUAAUUUAGGCAAGAAAAAAAAAAGGCAAAAUUAAGAAAGACCGCCCAUAUAAUAAUAAUCUUUUGAUUUUAGAUAAAAGUAAAUUAAAUAUCAAGUAUUCUAGAAAUAAACCUAGUAAUGAAGCUUCCCGUCUUAAGUUUUGCCAUUCGAUCAAAAAUUUAGAAUAAGAACAAUUAAUAAAAAUAGUAAACUAUUUAGCUGAAUUUUAACCAGAAUGUCUUUCUCGAGAAGAAGAUAAAUUAGUUAUUGAUGUAAAAAAACUAGAUUCCAAAGCAUGUGAACAAAUAAACUUGCUUUGA